Adineta ricciae is the source of this 543-nucleotide messenger RNA. The record is from the annotation of a GenBank genome assembly. Lineage: Eukaryota; Metazoa; Rotifera; Eurotatoria; Adinetida; Adinetidae.
AUGUUCAGCACGCCAAAGUCAUUACAACGUCGAACAGGUCGUUUCGGUGUCGACCGUUACGAAUAUCUAAAACAGUUAUUAAACGAAUACGAACACGACUCAGCAAACAAUGAAAGCAAACUACAAAUUCUCGCUAACUUCGCGAAUUUCUCCUACGAUCCAAUCAAUUACAAUCACUUGCGACAAUUAAAUAUCAUCGAUUUAUUUCUCGAUUGUUUGCAAAUGCACACCGAAGAUGAUUUCGUUCAUUAUGCACUAGCUGGCCUGUGUAAUAUAUGUGCCGAUGAAGCAAAUUGUCAAAUCGUUUUCCACAAAACUCCCUCGAUUGUUAUCAGCUUAGUUAAAUGUUUAUUUUCCACUCGUUUCGAUGUCGUUGUCAAUGCAUUAUUAACAUUGAUGUUUCUAUGCGAUUUUAAAGAACAAAUCAAAGUUGAUUUGAGACAAAGAAAUGAAAUACGACAAUGCAUUGAAAAAUAUUCACAAUCGAAAGAUAAACGUUUGGCAAAUAUGGCUCAAUUAUUUUUACAGGAUUACUUGUCGUAA